AUGGGAAAGAAGAGGGCAGGGAAGGGGGGUGAGUCCCUCAAGCCCUGUAUCACCAAAGAGCCGUGCUGCAGCCCACUUGUCAAAGAUACGCAGUGUGGGUCGCGCCUUCGGCUCCCCUGGCGCGCGGGCUGGCCGACUCCUCCUGCUCGUCCUCUUGCUGCUGCACUCUUCCUCCUCUCCUCCCUCCGAGGAGCAGCUUGCCUCAUGCCAAGGUUCCUCUUCCUGCUGAUCCCGCCCGUCUGGAUGACGGGGUCCCCGGUGCUCGUGCUCCGAUGGUUGCCAGUCUGUGUCCGCUUGGCUUGUUAG
Messenger RNA from Prorocentrum cordatum, 306 nucleotides. The record is from the annotation of a GenBank genome assembly. NCBI's taxonomy places the organism in Eukaryota, Dinophyceae, Prorocentrales, Prorocentraceae.